GGGAGGAGUCUCUUGCAUGCAGGGUUAGGUAGGGAGAAGCACCUACACGCAUAUCUGUUGAGCUCACUGUAAGGCCUCCUAGUCACCAAUGAGUCUGAUACGAGGAUGCCAAUGAGAAGAAAUCUCGUCCAAGUCGCCUGAAGCUGCAGCCACGGAAUCUUGCUUGUAGGCAUGGGUAUUACCGACCAUGCAAUCUAGCGCAAUAUCUGGACUUUCUGAAGAGUAGACCAAACAUCUGUUGCUCAGCCAUUCGGAGCACUAUCAUCAGCUUACAGGCUCCGGAGGUUCCUCUUCUUGGCUGUACAUUUCAGGAUCCAGCAUGCCCAUUCUAGAACAAGAGUCACCCAAAGGUCACGGGGACCACCAUGUCUUGCCUAAGCUACCCAUCCCAACUUUGCACCAGACUCUGGACAUGUACCUAAAGUGUGUGGAGCACCUGGUCAAACCAGAGCAAUUCAAGAAGACCAAAGCCAUUGUGGAGAGGUUUGGAGCAGCAGGAGGGCAAGGAGAGUUCCUUCAGGAAAAGCUAAUGGAGAAAAGAGAGAAAACGGACAACUGGGUGUACAGCUACUGGCUGGAUGACAUGUAUCUGAGCAACCGACUGGCUCUACCUAUCAAUUCCAGCCCUGCCAUGGUUUUCCCAAAACAAGUUUUCAAAGAUCGUAGUGACUCACUCAGAUUUGCUGCUCAUCUAAUAUCGGGGGUUUUAAACUACAAGAGUCUACUUGAUGGACGGUCCCUGCCUGUGGACUAUGCCCGGGGCCAGCUAGCCGGAACUCCGCUCUGCAUGGAGCAAUACUAUCGACUUUUCACAACCUACCGCCUCCCUGGACUGAAGAAGGACACCCUUGUCACUCAGACGAGCAGCGUCAUGCCAGAACCAGAGUACAUCAUAGUGGCUUGUAAAAAUCAGUUCUUCGUGCUGGAUGUGGUGAUUAACUUCCGCCGGCUCAAUGAGAGUGACCUCCUGGCACAGCUGGAGAAGAUCGUAAAGAUGGCAGAAAACACAGAAGAGCCGCUCCCACCGAUUGGUCUGCUCACAUCAGAUGGAAGGACAGAGUGGGCCGAAGCCCGAGCCAUGCUAAUCAAAGAUUCCACCAACAGGGACUCACUAGAUAUGAUUGAGAGGUCCCUAUGUCUGUUAUGUUUGGACGACACCAGUGGAGCUGAGCUCACGGACACCAACAGAGCCCUGCAGAUGCUGCACGGUGCAGGCCACCAGAAGAAUGGGGGCAAUCGCUGGUAUGACAAGCCAAUGCAGUUUGUUGUAGGGGCAGAUGGAGCUUGUGGCGUGAUCUGUGAACACUCCCCCUUUGAAGGAAUCGUCCUCGUGCAAUGCACGGAAUACCUGCUGAAAUACAUGAAAGGAAGCCCCUCAAAGCUGGUGAGGGCAUCCAGCAUCACGAAUCUGCACACCCCCCGUAGGCUGCACUGGAAAUGCUCCCCGGAGAUCCAGGAGCGCCUGGCAUCCUCAGCUCACAAGCUCCAAAGACUGGUGAGAAGCCUUGACAUGGACGUUUUCAAGUUUAAAGCUUACGGAAAGGAAUUCAUCAAGAAGCAGAAAAUGAGCCCAGAUGCAUACAUACAGGUGGCACUGCAACUGGCAUUUUACAGAUGUGAAGGAAGGACUGUGCCUACUUACGAGAGCGCGUCCAUCCGCCGCUUCCGAGAAGGCAGGGUGGACAACAUCCGCUCGGCCACAGUGGAGGUCCUGGCCUUUGUGAAAUCCAUGACGGAUGGGAAGGCGGCGGUACCCGAUGCUGAAAAGAUGAAAAAACUCUGGGAUGCAAUUUCUGCUCAGACUAAUUAUACCAUCUUAGCAAUUACUGGAAAAGCUAUAGACAAUCACUUGCUCGGCCUGCGGGAGAUUGCGGAGGAGUUAAACGUGGAAAAGCCUGAGAUUUUCUCAGACGAGACAUACGUGUCCAGCAAUAAGUUCAUUCUUUCCACAAGCCAGGUCCCCACCACAGUGGAGAUGUUUUGCUGCUACGGCCCAGUGGUGCCCAACGGCUAUGGCACCUGCUACAACCCUCAGUCAGAUCACAUCAUCUUCUGCGUGUCCAGCUUUCGGGAGAGCGUGGAGACGUCCUCGGCCGUGUUCAUCAAGGCGCUGGAGGAAGGCUUGCUGGACAUGAGGGACCUGUGCUGCAAACAGAACACAGCAGCCAAGCCCGUCACCCCGAAAGAUGGUGCCACUGCGAGAAAUGGAAGUAAGCCAUAGUGGGGGGGUGGACACACACCCCUCACCACAACCAAUCACAUGAACACUACGCUGUAGCUGCCCAUGUUGUGUAGUUGUUCUGGUUUAGACACAAUUAAUCCAGUAUCUACAUAAAUAUGGACCAACCACUAAAAGAUAUAAGGACCAUAUCAAAUCAUUCCUAAUAAAUCAAUAUCUGUUUCAUACCAAAUAUGUCUAUAUAUGGGAUUCAUAAUGGCUCAGUAAGCAGGACUGUUGCUUCAUACCUCUGGAGUUGAGGGUUUGAACCCAUGGUGUCCUCCAGGUUUUCAAGUUUCCUUCAACAUUCCAAAGAUAUGCAAUUUGGUUAACUGACAUCUUAUAAUUGUCUAUAAUAUCCCAUCCAGGGUAUACCAUUGCUUUGGAUAGACUCCUUUGGUCCCGUGACCCUGAAAAAUUGAAAGUUCUAAAUCAUAAUCAGGCGACUUUGACAUGGUACUUCAAAUGACAAGAAAAACUGCUAAGGUUAGACCAGUAAAGUCUAACAAAAACUUGCACUUUCAUGUUGCACCUUGACGAGAAACUUACCUUUAAUGUAAAGAAUUUGAAAUUUAUUGUCAGUAAGUUGUUUUUUUUUAAUAUUGUGCUGUUUAUUACACUUCAGCAAACGCUGAAGUAAUGUCUCAUCAAAUAGUAUUUUAUCAUAAUCAGAUUCUGUCAUUUUAAUAGCUGUUCUGUUACGAUGUGUGUUAAAUGUGUGUUAAACGUGCUAAAAUGUAAAAUGUUACUGUUAAUGUUUACCUGUGAUACUUGUGGCAAUAGCGUAAUAAAGAAAAGAUCACAAAAUAAAUUACUAUAAAUAUAUAUUAAUACUAUAUUAUAUUAAUAUUACAACAUAUAACUUAAUCAUUAACUUACUACUAUUUACUGAAGUACAGGAACUGCUUUGUAACAAAAUACAUAUAAUUAUUAAAUGAAAUCUAUGCAAUAAGAGAAAAAAUAAAAAGUAGACAGAUAUUACCUGCUGAUAUAUUAGCUGAUAUAUUUUAGAAGUUUUAGUAUUUUGUGAGUCAGUAAACAGAAGUUUAUGCCAAAGUACAUAUAUUGUUGCAGUAAAAAGUGGUAUUACAAUUUGUGUUGAAUAUCGCAAGUAAAACAAAGUAGAGAAAUGUCUGUUUCCAUAACACUUCAAGAUUAAUCAAAGUGAAACGUGUGAACAUUCAAUAUAAGUUACACAUGCUCAACAUAUACGUACACAAAUAUGCUCAUCAAACGUCAAAUAUUUCAGUAUAUGCAGAUGUUCAUUUAAAAUAGCGAUGGUUUCUGUGGAAAUGAACACCACAUAUGUAUGUCAUAUUUAGUACAUUUUAUGUAUAUAAAUACAUAAAAUGCACUUUAUGUAUAUUAUAUAUACCCACAUGAUUUUUCUCCCAUAGUGCCAAAUACUUUUUAAUAGUAUCCUUUUCACGAUUUCAAUUAACUUGUGAAAAAUGACUGCCUGUUAGUCAGGUUUGGACAUACAGAUGUUUCAGAUUCAUCAUCUAUAUUGUAGACCAUAAACUGUUCCACUCCAGCAAGGGAUACAGUAUUACUAUUCUGAAUGAUGCAGUCUAUUUCUGGAUAGAUCCAGUCUCCAGCAAGAUAUUAUCCAAAUCUGUAAUAACAAAAAAUAAGUCUUUCUGAAUGUUGCAGAUAAAAACCUUAAAACUGUGAUCUUUAGAGAAAACAUAGUAUUUUUAUUCUUUAUUUUUGUACAUUACAUGUCAUAUUAAGUUAUUAGAUGUAUUUUAAUUGAAAUAUAUGUAAUAAUACUACAUUAGAGUAUAAUGUGUAUAGAGAUAUAGUAUUGUAUGAAAUGUGAAAAUGUAUAUUGUCAUACUGUGCAACAUUGAAAACAUUGAAAAUAAAGAUGAAAUUUAUUGUGA
Paramormyrops kingsleyae is the source of this 4104-nucleotide messenger RNA. It is a transcript of the gene chata, whose product is annotated as choline O-acetyltransferase a. The record is from RefSeq and is a predicted model, not a curated record. Gene Ontology annotation, molecular function: choline O-acetyltransferase activity. NCBI's taxonomy places the organism in Eukaryota, Metazoa, Chordata, Actinopteri, Osteoglossiformes, Mormyridae. Gene Ontology annotation, cellular component: neuron projection; cytoplasm. Gene Ontology annotation, biological process: acetylcholine biosynthetic process; neuromuscular synaptic transmission.